AUGGGCCAGUCACAUCGGAUGACCUGUAAUCCCUUCGGCCGGACACGUCUUAGCCUCGAGGAAAGGGAUAGCAGACAUCUCGGAUUAAGAUCUGACAGGAGAGGUGGAGAUCCCGUACAGUGUCCGAUGCUCUACUUUUGGAGAGGAUCCGAGAAAUAUUCGAAUUGCUCCAACGUGGCGGCAAAAGUCGAUUCCCAAGAAAAUGAGUAG
Molecule: messenger RNA, 210 nt
Organism: Nezara viridula (southern green stink bug)
Lineage: Eukaryota; Metazoa; Arthropoda; Insecta; Hemiptera; Pentatomidae
Source: the annotation of a GenBank genome assembly